Messenger RNA from Meriones unguiculatus (Mongolian gerbil), 1881 nucleotides. It is a transcript of the gene Abhd13, whose product is annotated as abhydrolase domain containing 13. The coding region runs from base 269 to 1282 and encodes 337 amino acids. Lineage: Eukaryota; Metazoa; Chordata; Mammalia; Rodentia; Muridae. Gene Ontology annotation, molecular function: palmitoyl-(protein) hydrolase activity. Gene Ontology annotation, cellular component: membrane. The record is from RefSeq and is a predicted model, not a curated record. The transcript is spliced from 2 exons.
CCGGGGAGGAAGCCGGAGAACAGGUUAUGUGGGGGCCGGCGGGGGCAUUUGCCAGCGACACCGCGCGCGGGCCGGAAGUGCAGGCUGCGCCAGCCGCGCCGCAGGAGCUCCGGGCUCGACGGUGGCGACGGCGGCCCCUCGGCGGGAGGAGGACGAUGAGGAGCGGCGGGGGCGGCGCGGGGCCUCGCUGCUGCGCGGAGCCGGGUUCCGAGCCCGCGGCCGACUGCGCAGCCCGCCCGCGAGCCUGAGGUACCUGCGUGGAGCUACCAUGGAAAAGUCCUGGAUGCUGUGGAGCUUUAUUGAAAGAUGGCUGCUAGCUGUGGCGUCCUGGUCUUGGGCUCUCUGCCGCAUCUCUCUUUUGCCUUUGAUAGUGACUUUUCACCUGUAUGGAGGCAUUAUUUUACUUCUGUUAAUAUUCGUGUCGAUUGCAGGUAUCUUGUAUAAAUUCCAAGAUGUCUUGCUCUACUUUCCAGAACAGCCAUCCUCUUCCCGCCUUUAUGUUCCCAUGCCCACGGGUAUUCCACAUGAGAACAUUUUCAUCAGAACCAAAGAUGGAGUCCGCCUGAAUCUGAUCUUGGUAAGAUACACUGGAGACAAUUCCCCCUACUCCCCGACUAUAAUUUAUUUUCAUGGGAAUGCGGGCAACAUAGGCCACAGGCUACCAAAUGCCCUGCUUAUGCUGGUGAACCUCAAAGUCAAUCUCGUGCUUGUUGAUUAUCGGGGCUACGGGAAAAGUGAAGGAGAAGCCAGCGAAGAAGGCCUAUAUUUGGACUCUGAAGCUGUGCUAGACUAUGUGAUGACUAGGCCUGACCUCGAUAAAACAAAGGUUUUCCUUUUUGGCCGCUCCUUGGGAGGAGCAGUGGCCAUUCACUUGGCCUCUGAGAAUUCUCACAGGAUUUCAGCCAUCAUGGUGGAGAACACGUUCCUAAGCAUACCGCACAUGGCCAGCACUCUUUUUUCCUUCUUCCCGAUGCGUUACCUUCCCUUGUGGUGCUACAAGAAUAAGUUUCUGUCCUACAGGAAGAUCUCCCAGUGCAGGAUGCCUUCUCUCUUCAUCUCUGGCCUCUCUGACCAGCUGAUUCCGCCCGUGAUGAUGAAGCAGCUCUAUGAGCUCUCCCCCGCCCGGACUAAGAGACUAGCCAUUUUCCCAGACGGGACGCACAACGACACGUGGCAGUGCCAAGGCUACUUCACUGCGCUCGAACAGUUUAUCAAGGAAGUGAUCAAGAGUCACUCUCCUGAAGAUAUGGCGAAAACAUCAUCCAAUGUCACGAUUAUCUGAGGCCACGCUCCAGACGGAUGCAGAAUGACAAUGUGCUUUCUGGGUGUGUGUUCAUACUGGUCUACACGGUGACUAAGCUUUGAAAGGCCUCAGGACUCCAUUCUGAUGAUCCUGCAACUUUCCAUAUUUUCCGAACUGGCCUUCUCGAGAAUGAUAGUCCAUCAGAACUCCAGCCUGGUGAAAUACCCUUAGCUCUAGUUUAACAUGCUGGUUUGAUAGAGGUCAUCCAAAAGUUUCUUGUUGGUUAAGUGAUAAAAUCUAUGUUGUACUCAGAUGGAGACGUGAACAAGCACCCUUCAGGUGUCAUUCCUUUAGUAAAUAUUGGGACAAUCACGGUAAGCAAGCCUGGCGAUACUGCGUUUUUACCUUAAGCAUUAAGAUGAAGUGCAUGGUGGUGUUUUAUUCUUAUGCAAUGCGAUAUUUUUAAUGUAAAUAAUACUGGUCACAUGCCAAUGUGUAUGACCUCCUGGGUUAUAUCUAUUUUCAUGUAAACUAUUUUGUUCCGGUGAGGGAUGAGUGUGAGGCCUGUGAUGGAUUCCAUGCUCUGCUGCUGCUGAGAUCCGCCUUUUCCUAAUAAUAAACAGGACCAUUUUCCGAUA